GAGAGAGAGAGAGAGAGAGAGAGAGAGAGAGAAGAUACUCUAGUCUCUAUACUCGGGUGAAAGCUUGUGAAGUCGUCCUUGCUACAUCAGCAACCCUACCAUAAUGUCCAAACCAAAGUUUCAGACGGAGUGGGAGGAAAUUGACGAGGAAUAUCAACAAUUACAGGAAACUCACAAAAUAUACAGACAGAAACUUGAGGAGCUCACCAAUCUUCAGACAACGUGCAGCAGCGCCAUCAGUAAACAGAGAAAAUGCCUGAAAGACCUAAGGCGCAGCUUGACCAAGUGUUCACAAACAUGUGACAAGAAAGAAUUGGAACUAAUAAAAGACAUCAAAACACAAAUUAAAGAUAAAGAAAAUGUGUUCUUUGAUAUGGAAGCAUAUUUGCCAAAGAAAAACGGGUUGUACCUAAAUUUGGUCCUGGGCAAUGUGAACGUAACGCUUCUUAGCAACCAGGCCAAAUUUGCCUACAAAGAUGAAUAUGAGAAGUUCAAGCUUUACAUGACCAUAAUCCUGAUGUUUGGAGCAAUAACCUGCCUAUUCUUUCUCAACUGUCGAGUCACUGAUGAAAUCUUCAACUUUCUGCUGGUGUGGUACUACUGCACAUUGACCAUAAGGGAAAGCAUCCUCAUGAGCAAUGGCUCCAGGAUCAAAGGUUGGUGGGUGUCUCACCAUUAUGUAUCCACCUUCCUGUCAGGAGUGAUGCUGACCUGGCCAGAGGGGCCCAUGUAUCAGAUGUUCAGAAGCCAGUUCCUCGCUUUCUCCAUCUACCAGAGUAAGACUUUAAUCUGUUCACUGGACUUGGAACAAAAUGUGUUUGUUACAUUGCUGUGUAUGUACAGUAUGGUGUUUUUAAGAUGUCAUAAUGUUUUUUGUGUCUCCACAGAGGGAUUUCAGUCCUGGAUGUGGAGAGGCCUCACUUUUCUUUUACCAUUCCUCUUUUUUGGCCAUUUUUGGCAGCUCUACAACUCGGUGACCCUGUUUCGUUUGGGAGGACGUGAGGACUGUAAGGAGUGGCAGGUAUUUAUGCUGGCACUGACAUUUCUCGUCCUAUUCCUGGGAAAUUUUCUCACUACCGUAAAAGUCGUCCAUCAAAAGGUUCAGAAAAAACAGGAAAAGGUGCAAAAAAAUGACUGAGACAAAAACUCCUCGGAUUCUAACAAACGGCCAGUAAUUUUAAAGCAACACGCACAAUCGCUUGAUAGACUGACCCACGCUACGAUCAGGCCGGGAGAAGACCACUGGUUCUCUCAGGCUUUGAUGGCAGCAGUGUCCAGCCAAAGUAUCUGGCCAACAGGCUUCUGCUUUCAAAUGACUUGUCGUCGAUGUUGCUGCACAGUCGGUCUCAGCGCAGUGUUGUUCACCUGAUAGACGGAACAGUUUGUCGCUAUAUUCUGUACAUAAAAAGUGCGAGGGAAGAAUGUGUUUUUAUUUGGGUGUUUGUGUCAGCGCAUGAAUCUGUCAGAGAGCCUUUUGUUCAAAUCAUAUGCAACUUAAAAGAGUGCAGGUAGCAUCGAUCAACCGAACAGAAUAUAGUUUGCCUUUAAAGACCUAACGUCUGUCAUGUUCUUGAUACUUCUGUGAAGUAGCGCUGGGCCAAAUGUCUCUGGCUUGAACAAAAUUGGACAUGUUCAGCUUGGCACUGCGCUUCAUUUCUUGAAUUAUCUAACUUUUUAUGUGUAGUUCUUAACUCCUCCUGUUCUGCUAUUUCACUGCUAACCAGUAUUUUUUUUUUUUUACUAAGACUUGUAGGUCGACAACUUUAAAAAAACAUAAACCUGAUACUUGACUGUCCUUCAAUUUCAGAAUUGUUUUCUUCCUUUCGGUGUCUUUUUCGGAGUCAGUUGUGGCUCUGUUUUUUGCUGUUUUCCUAGUUCCUCAAAAAAAAGUAAGGACUACAAGGGAAGGCUACACUGUUUCUCCCUUCAGGCAGUGGUCACAAAAGCCAUAACUUAUUUUUUUUUUAUGAUCUAAUGCUUAAACUUGGUUUGGUCACAUGAACACAGACAUAACAAUUUGUACUGUCCUCAAAGGAUUAAAGGGGGUUUUCAUGGGAACUCGGCCCUAACGUUUACACUUUUAUGUUCUCGUUAACAUAAUGCUCACAAGUUGUAAUGUUUAUCAUGUUUCACUUAUGAUCUAACUCUUCCUUCAAGCCUAUUAAACAUUUUAUCACAAAGCCAUGCACAGAGGUGUAUCAUUACUGUGCUGAAACAACAUGCUGGUAGUUCCCCCUUGUUAUGUGAUGUUGCAGAAAUGUAUUCUGACCAAAUGCUGCUAUUAGCACUGGUACUGUAAGACUAAGGUCCAGAAUGAUGAUUAAAAAUGUGCUGGAUUAUUGUUUUGUUUUUAUUCCAAUAAACGUACUAAAUAAAA
Perca fluviatilis (European perch) is the source of this 2377-nucleotide messenger RNA. It is a transcript of the gene tmem120b, whose product is annotated as transmembrane protein 120B. Gene Ontology annotation, biological process: fat cell differentiation. The record is from RefSeq and is a predicted model, not a curated record. Bases 104 to 1138 code for a protein of 344 amino acids. Gene Ontology annotation, cellular component: membrane. Lineage: Eukaryota; Metazoa; Chordata; Actinopteri; Perciformes; Percidae. The transcript has 11 exons.